This is a messenger RNA of Lachancea meyersii CBS 8951, 258 nucleotides long. NCBI's taxonomy places the organism in Eukaryota, Fungi, Ascomycota, Saccharomycetes, Saccharomycetales, Saccharomycetaceae. The record is from the annotation of a GenBank genome assembly.
AUGCAAUUCUCUACUGUCGCCUCUUUCGUUGUCGUUUCCGGUGCCGUUGCGUUGGCCCAAACCACCACCGCUGCUGCCGUGUCCCAAAUCGGUGACGGUCAAAUUCAAGCUACUUCUGCCACCUCUGUUGCUACCUCUGCUGCCUCCAGCACCGGUAACGCUACUAUUAUCACCCAAACCGCUAACGGCGCUGCCAACUAUGGCUCCGGUGCCGCUGCUAUGGCUGGUUUGGUCGCUGCCGGUGCCAUGCUCAUUUAA